UCAGCGGGUUUAUUAAAUGGACACUGAAUCGUUCACACAUACCUUACCUACCCUACUUACAACAGGUUCUACACAUUGAUCCGUCCAGAUCAGAAACAACGGUAAUCACCGAAGCAGUAUUGCUUCAUUUUACCGCUUGCUGGCUUUUGACGCCUGUGUUUCUCCAUCAGUCCACAUUGUUUCCGUCUUUUUGCUUCUUGGUUUUCGUUCUUUGGGUAUCUUAUCUGUAUUACUUUGUUCAGAAUCCUUUGUCAAAGAUGGCCGACUCCAGUCCAUCGACUUCGGGCACGGUAACGCCCACCAAAGAUCACGCAAUGUCUUCACAGGGGGUGCCGGCCCCGGCUAAUACCACCACCACCACCAGCCAGCCGCCGCCGUCGCCUUUACCUCCAGCCCAAUCCGCCGGAGACCCAGAGAAGAAAGCCGGCGUGCCGCCGGCCUACUCGGCCUUCUCGCCAUGGCGAAAGCGCUUCAUCCUCAUCGUUGUCACCGUAGCCGGCUGUUUCGGCCCUCUGGCCGGCAACAUCUACCUCCCUGCUCUGCCCGUCUUGGAGAACGAGUUCCACGCAAGCGCGACGGCUAUUAACGUCACCGUGUCCGUUUUCAUGCUCACGUUCGCCUUCGGUCCCCUAUUCUGGGCCAGUUUCGCCGAUUGGAAGGGCAGGAGACCACUAUACAUCAUCUCUCUCUCUAUCUACAUCGUUGCCAAUAUCCUUCUGGCCGCCGUACCAGCCAACUAUGGCGCUCUUGUAUUUCUUCGCAUCGUUCAGGCCUUUGGGUCUGCGGCUGUCGUGUCGAUGGGCGCAGGCACUGUCGCCGAUGUCACUCCGCCCAAAGAGAGAGCAUUCGCAAUGAGCAUCUUCCUCUUAGGCCCCCAGCUCGGCCCUGUCCUCGGCCCAGUCAUUGGAGGCGCGUUGACGGCAGCAUCGUGGCGCUGGAUCUUUGGCUUCCUUGCCAUUGCCGGCUUCGUGCUCUGGAUCAUCAUCAUUCUCAUGCUUCCAGAGACCCUGCGCGCCAGGGUAGGCAGCGGCAGGCUUUAUUCCCAAGCUAGCUUCAUUGUCUUCCCUCCAAAGCUGUCUUCGCCCCUGGCACCAGAGUCGGAGAGGGGUCCCCCGCCUCCCAAGCCGACCCUGCUCAUGUACUGGCGCCUCUUCAGCUACCCACCCAUCGGCAUCGUGUCCUUCAACACCGCCAUGCUCUACUCGACCUACUUCGCCAUCGCCGUGCAACUCCCCACCGAGCUGACCGACCGCUACAACUGGUCCAGCGCAGGCGUCGGCGCCGGUUUCCUCGCCGUCGGUAUCGCCAUGAUUGCGGGCUCCUUGAUCGGCGGACGCUUCUCGGACUGGCGUAGGGCGCGUGCAGUCAAGGCGUCUCCUGACAAUACCGUCGACCCCGAGAAUAGACUCGCAGACCAGAUCUGGGGUGUCAUUGUUUGCGCCGGCGGGUGUGCCAUGUACGGGUGGUUCGUCGAUAUCUCACUCCACCCCGCCGCCGUUCUUGUUGCCACGUUUUUAACCGGCUUCGGAAUGAAUUGGGUGUUUGUGGCAACGACGGCCUUCUUGACCGAGUGCGUAGCCCAGCAGGCCGCAGGUGCCUUUGCACUCGGAAACAUGCUCAGGAAUCCCGGUGCUGCCAUUGCCGCGCUUGUGAUCCCUUCUCUCGUCUCCAAGAUGGGAAGCGGAUGGUGUUUCACUGGACUGGCGUUGUUGGACUUGGUCCUCGUUGGGUCCGCUGUGAUUGUCCUACGAAUCAAAUCUCCGGGUUGGAGGGCAGCCCGCAAAGCCAAGAUGGCGGCGAUGGCGGCAGCCAAGCCAGGCGGAUCGAAAUGAGUUUAACGAAUAAUGACGAACAUCAAUGAGACUAGAGCGCGGACGCUCGUAGAUGAGAGUCUAACACAAUUAUUGUCUAAUGUUUAUACAAAUUUGAUAAUGUUCAACCUUAACGAUCAACGCAAGUUUAACUUAAUGAGUUAU
This is a messenger RNA of Colletotrichum phormii, 1976 nucleotides long. Its product is annotated as major facilitator superfamily transporter. Lineage: Eukaryota; Fungi; Ascomycota; Sordariomycetes; Glomerellales; Glomerellaceae. Gene Ontology annotation, biological process: amine transport; transmembrane transport. The record is from RefSeq and is a predicted model, not a curated record. Bases 258 to 1832 code for a protein of 524 amino acids. The transcript is spliced from 6 exons. Gene Ontology annotation, cellular component: plasma membrane. Gene Ontology annotation, molecular function: amine transmembrane transporter activity.